Molecule: messenger RNA, 1425 nt
Organism: Gasterosteus aculeatus aculeatus (three-spined stickleback)
Lineage: Eukaryota; Metazoa; Chordata; Actinopteri; Perciformes; Gasterosteidae
Gene: cyb5r3
Product: cytochrome b5 reductase 3
Cellular component (GO): mitochondrion
Molecular function (GO): FAD binding; oxidoreductase activity
Source: RefSeq, a predicted model, not a curated record
CUCACAUCCGCUAGCCAACAGACGCUUGACGUCUUUGACUCUGACAGCUCGUACUGCAGUCGCAGUUGCACUAAACUCAUCUGGUGCUUCUUUCUGCAUCUUUAAAAGACCUCGCGGUUACCAAAAACAGACAGAAAAUGCUGUCCUACAUCAUUGGCUUGAUCCGAGGUGGCUUCGACAGCAUCGUGAACUUGAUCCUCCGACUUCUCUUCUCCAAGAAGAGACCCGCGCUCACUUUGGAGGACCCCAACAUAAAGUACGCCCUGCGGCUGCUGGACAAACAGAUUGUGAGUCACGACACCAGGAAGUUCCGCUUCGCCCUUCCGUCCCCCGAACACAUCCUGGGUCUGCCCAUCGGGCAGCACAUCUAUUUGUCUGCGCGAAUAGACGGGAAGCUGGUGGUCCGUCCGUACACGCCGGUGUCCAGCGACGACGACAAAGGCUUCGUGGACUUGGUGGUGAAGGUACAGCGAGUCGACGCGCACACCUGGUGUUUUUAUUUCAUUUUUCCUAAAUCGCUUUCUUUUCCCGUCCGCUGUCAACAGAUUUACUUUAAAGAUGUCAACCCUAAAUUCCCGGAGGGAGGGAAGAUGAGUCAGUACUUGGAGAGCCUCAGGAUCAACGACACCAUCGACUUCAGAGGACCCAGCGGCCUCCUCGUCUACAGAGGCAAAGGUGUUUUCGACAUUCAACCAGAUAAAAAGUCCCCGACUGAAACCAAGACGGCUAAACGUGUCGGCAUGAUCGCCGGAGGGACCGGGAUCACUCCCAUGCUGCAGCUCAUCACAGCCGUGAUGAAGGAUCCGCAGGACCAGACGGUCUGUUACCUGCUGUUUGCCAACCAGACGGAGAAAGACAUCUUGCUGCGGCCUGAAUUGGAAGAGAUCCAGGUCAACCACCCGGACCGCUUCAAGCUGUGGUUCACCCUGGACAGCGCGCCCGAAGACUGGGAGUACAGCCAGGGCUUCAUCAGUGAAGACAUGGUGAGGGAACACCUGCCCCCCGCCGAUGACGACACCCUCAUCCUGAUGUGCGGGCCGCCGCCCAUGAUCCAGUUCGCCUGCAACCCCAACCUGGACAAAAUCGGCCACUCCAACAGCCGCAGGUUCACCUUCUAGACGUGAAGGUGGCUCCACCCUGAGAGUAUUGCACUUUGUAUACGAUAUUUAUGCUACGAUGUAAUCAUCAUGCUACAGCAUGGACCAAUUCAUGUGUCCCAGAGAGCGGGAGGACAGCCUGAAGUGUCCAAGUGCCUUCACACUGGCAAAGCUUUUUUUUUUUUUAUGCAUCAUUUAAGAGUUGCAACCAUUUGUUCCUUUAUUGCUGCUGCCAGUGUUGGAUAUAACUGCCCUCCAUCGUCAUUAUUUUGCUAAAACAUGUUCUUGGUGAUUGUUUGGAUAUGCAAUAAAAAAAAUACAUAAAGUA